This is a messenger RNA of Knipowitschia caucasica, 402 nucleotides long. The record is from the annotation of a GenBank genome assembly. NCBI's taxonomy places the organism in Eukaryota, Metazoa, Chordata, Actinopteri, Gobiiformes, Gobiidae.
AUGAGAGAGAUCACAGUCUACUCAAGAAGUGAGAAGGGCGGAGAGAGGAGCUUACGAGGCGAGUCGGACUCUGGACGGUCGAAGAGAAUACGUUUGCCGGAGUGUGGGGGGGGGGGGGGGGGUGGGGGUGGGGGUGGGGGAGAGGUGGGGGGGGGGGGGGGGGGGGGUGGGGGGGUGGGGGAUUUGGGGGGGGGGGGGUGGGGGGGGGGGGGGGAAGGGGGGGGGGGGGUGGGGGGGGUGGUGGUGGGGGGAAGGGUGGGUGGGGGGGGGGGGGGGGGGGGGGGGGGGGGGGGGUGGGGGUGGGUGGGGGAGGGGGGGGGAGUUGGGGGGGGGGGGGGGGGGGGGGGGGGGGGGGGUGGGGGUGGUGGGGGGGGUGGAGUUGGGGGGGGGGGUUGUGGGUAG